AUGGCUGCGGCCAUCGCCAGCGGCUUGAUCCGACAGAAGCGCCAAGCGCGCGAUUUGCAGCACUGGGACCGGCCGUCGGCCAGCAGGAGGCGCAACAGCCCCAGCAAGAACCGCGGGCUUUGCAACGGCAACCUGGUGGAUAUCUUUUCCAAGGUCCGCAUCUUUGGCCUCAAGAAGAGGAGGUUGCGGCGCCAAGAUCCCCAGCUCAAGGGUAUAGUGACCAGGUUAUAUUGCAGGCAAGGCUACUACUUGCAAAUGCACCCUGAUGGAAGUCUCGAUGGAACCAAGGAUGACAGCAGUAAUUCUACAUUGUUCAACCUUAUACCAGUGGGACUUCGAGUUGUCGCUAUCCAGGGUGUAAAAACAGGCUUGUAUAUAGCCCUAAAUGGAGAAGGGUUCCUUUAUACGUCAGAACUUUUUACACCAGAGUGCAAGUUUAAAGAGUCUGUUUUUGAAAAUUAUUAUGUAAUCUACUCAUCAAUGCUCUACAGACAACAAGAGUCAGGUAGGGCCUGGUUCUUGGGGCUCAAUAAAGAAGGGCAAGUCAUGAAAGGAAACAGAGUGAAGAAAACAAAACCAGCAGCUCAUUUUCUACCGAAGCCAUUGGAAGUUGCCAUGUAUCGAGAACCAUCGUUGCAUGAUGUUGGAGAAACAGUGCCAAAAGCUGGGGUGACUCCAAGUAAAAGCACAAGUGCAUCGGCAAUAAUGAAUGGAGGCAAACCAGUUAACAAGAGUAAGACAACAUAGCCAGAUCCUCAUGGGUAUCGUGACUUACUGAGCUCUCUUAAGUACGGCUGAGCACUUUAUCCUUGAAAGACUGUCUCACUCUGGUAUCUGCAGAUCAGCUGGAGGCAAGCAAAUGCUUGCUCUUCACUUGUUCCAAACUAGGUUGUUGCAAGCAGAUAAAUCUCAACCUGUAACUCCUCCCACAGCAAAGAAGACACCUGAAUAACCAGCUGAACUCAGACCAUGGAAUGCCCUACCAGAUAUGGAAUGCCUUUUUAAUAUCUUUUCUGUGACUGUGACUCCUCAUGUGAAUGGCAUACUUCACAAGUACACUUGAUAACCUGCCUGCUGACAGUUACCCAUACUCCCUCUUUUGAGUCCAGGAAACCCAUGUGUUUUAAGUUCAAUUUUGUAGCACACAAAAUAAUAAGUAAUUUCUAGAUAGAUGCUGUAAACCAGUGCUAUUAUGGAUUUUUUCUUCUUCCCCCUUUUUUACAAGGCUGCUCGCUCUGCUGUCUGUGUGACUCCUUUGCAGGGAUAGUGUUUCUCUCAGAUUUAAAUAUUGCUGGUGGUUUAGUUUUGAAAAGCAAUCAGGGAAUCGGGAGCCUUCAAAGCCCUUUUAGGUAUUAUACCUGUUGAAGAAUAGGAUCGAUAGAAUCAAUAGGAGUUAACAAAUGGGGAUUCAAUGUGUGAAUACUCUUUAGUGUGUUCUUGCGGUUGGCAUUGCUGAGGAGGGAAAAGCAUCAAGCAUGGCCAAUCAACAAUCUCCUGAGGCCAAUGUUUGACAUCCCCUGGUAGUUUCGUUUUGUGUGUGUGUUUUAUACAUAGCACAGGCUUACUGGUAAUGGUAACAUUUGCCUUGCCCAGCGAGCAAGACCCACACAUUUUUGGGAAAGUGGGUCCAAAGAACUCUGUAGGCCUUGUAGGCCUGAACUAAGGGUCAUUUUUCAUCUACUAGUCCUCAUUAUUUGAAAGUUUAAAAAAAUUAAGAUGAAUGAAAAUUGUGCUACCUAAGUCAGUUUCAAAACAAUAGAAUCCUUUUCCUGUUUUUAACAAAUGGAAUGUAACCCCACCCUUAUUUUUUGGCUGUAGUCCACUCUUUUAUUCAGCAACGCAUGGGCAAGGAAAUAGUUGUGUUCUUUUUUGCAGCACCAAUGCAAAGGGUAGAAUAUACUUUAAUACUUUCAGUGUUUAAAAAAAAGAGGGAAGUUUUUAAACAGGACAUAUUUAAAGAGUUCCUUUGUGUUUCUUUUUUUAAAAGCUCAGCAUGCAGAGUUCAAUACCCUCUGUAUUAUUUAAUCUGUACUACAUGUUUCUGGUUCAGCUUCUUAGGCUAAUAUGUGCCCACAAAAUUGCUAGGUUUACGGUGCCUUGCCUUGAUCUCAGUAUUCUUUCCAUUGUACUACAUGAACCUAGGAAAAUUCUAACAUGAUUACAAGGCCAAUAACUUUUACCAUUCAAUUGCAUAAUAAAAUAAAUGAUGUUUCCUGGAUAUCAGUUUAGAGUGGUGUUUAAGCCAAUUGAGAAUUGAAAGGAAAAAUGGUCACAAGUCCUAGGGGAUAUGAGAAAAAUGCUGUAAAAACAUUAUAUAAACAGGUAAGGAGUUUGAAAGUACUUAUUAGAAAACUUGAUAAAAGCAGAAGACAUGGUAUGGACCAAAAUGUACCUCAGUUCUGGAAGACCAUGUAUUAAACUACUAGGUGUUCAUUUUCAUGUUUAUUUAUCAUUUCAUUUAUGAGACUGUAUUUUCAGAAUGGAUUUUAAAAAUUGGUUUACAUUAACAUAAAUGAUGGUCUUUUCAAAUGUUCAGCCUGCUUAGGUGGUUAACUAGACUGAACAUUAAUUAACUCUGGAUGCUUACAUGAUUUUCAUAACAGCUUCUAAUUUAACAAGUAAACAAUAUGUGUCCAAGUAGGUUAUAUGAUGCUGCUUAAUUAGAAAUAUACAAAAUGACUAUUUAGACCAUUUUAUUUUUUCUUUUAUGCCCGUUUAAGGCAAGAGACUGUUUAAAGUUGGUUCUUUUUAACCACAUGAGUGAAGCACAUAAAAAGCUCAAUUUUCCAAGCAUUGAAUAAAACAAAAAAGACAGAGAAACUAUAGAGCUGAUUAAAAGCAAUUAAAACAGUACGUGCAAAACCAAAAUAAAUCCUGUAAUCCCUUUGGCCAGUAGCUUUCUCAGAUCAUCCUCUUGUGAAGAAGGCCCUUUUCAUUUUUUAUCAAGAUUGGUUUCCUGCCACAACGAACAAAAAGAAGCAACUCCCCUCAAUUUAUGUUCAGGGGGAUCAGCGGCUGGUGUGGCCUGCUCAUGCAGGUACUCUGAGCAACGGCUGUAUUGCAAACACUGAAACUGAAGGUCUCUGCCAGGUCUGUCAACUAUCCAUACUUCGCUCUCAAAUGUGAAAUGUUUUGUGUUAUUGUCUAGAGAUCCUCUUCUAGGAGCCUGCUUACUUUCAUUCUAGAUAGAAAAUUAAGUUUCUAUACUAAGCUACUGGAAUCAAAAACUUCGGAAAGCUCCAAAACAGGAGAUCAUUGUGAAAAGAUGUGAAAUGGAUCUUCUCUUUUCUGCAGAAUUUUGGUAUCAGUUUCAUAUUGUAUGAAGAGGGAGAGGGGCAGAUUUGGAAUAUGCAAUUAACUUUAGCAAUGGGGAGGGGAAUAUGGAGACAGGAUAUAUAUUAUCAGCUCUUGCAAUUUAUUUGAUAAGGCUAGCAAAGAAAAUGUUUCUGCCCCUGCCACAUCUUGAGCCAGACUGUACUCAUUUCACCAUAACCCUCUGGUCCCAUCCUGUAGUAUCGAGUCCUUAUAUUUCCAUAUAUGGAGACGCCUAUGAGACAUAAUCAAAAUGGGAUUAAUGUCCUUUGAAACACAUCAAUUUAAUUUUCCAACAUGCAAACUCAUAUCACCAUGCCAAUCACUUGAGUGGUUAAUAUAAUAUAAAGGCUGACUUUAUUUUUGUAGUGUGAAUGUUUGGUACUGUACUGUCAGUAGAACUUAACACAAAAAAGUCCCCUUUGGUUGCCAUUUACAUAAGUUGCCUCCAUAGGUGUUCACUUCUCUAACUGGAAGGGUCUUAAACCGCUUUAUCUUGAGUAUCUGUUUCACCACAGAGGAGAGGAUUCUUUGUUUCUUGUGCUUUGGUUGCUCCUUGAAGUUUGUCUCUUGUCUCAUCUGUUGCAUGGGAAGAGGAUGGUAACAAUGAACUGCAUGUAGUAGGCUAUGUGUAUCAGACCUGUUGGUGUGUACUC
Molecule: messenger RNA, 3968 nt
Organism: Rhineura floridana
Lineage: Eukaryota; Metazoa; Chordata; Lepidosauria; Squamata; Rhineuridae
Gene: FGF14
Product: fibroblast growth factor 14
Exons: 5
Coding region: 1-747 (248 amino acids)
Biological process (GO): animal organ morphogenesis; positive regulation of protein phosphorylation; positive regulation of gene expression
Cellular component (GO): cytoplasm
Molecular function (GO): fibroblast growth factor receptor binding; growth factor activity
Source: RefSeq, a predicted model, not a curated record